AUGUCUGGAAAAGGGAAGAGGCGAAGCGCCAGGUUGCUCAAGCUCGAGGAGCAGAAGAAUGAUGACAAGGAUGGUGGCUGCAUCCUAGAUCCCUGGCACAUCAUCCGGAAUAGCUUCUCCUGCGCCGCGCAAGGGAAGAGAAAAAGGAAUGACCAAGUCCAGGUAAAAAUUUCCAUCAAAGCUAUGAAUUUGUUUUCUCUCUCCCGGUUGAUCUGUUCAUUCAUCUACAUCUUUCUUCACAAGUUACAGGGAGAAGCUUCGUGUGGCCAAGAGAUCGAUGCGGCAUAUACCGAUAACAUGUCAGGCAAGGACGCGACAUCGGAGCAGAUCAUCGACUACAUUCUCAACAUGCUGGAGCUGAGAGACAGACUUGAGUUGUUUGCGAUGCCGGAUGACAUCCAGGUGGGUGAUUGCACGGAACGGGUAGAGAGGCCCGGCGAUUUCGCGACGUUAAGGCAGAAGAACACAGAUGGCACCUACAAGACGCUAGAGCAAUUCGAGAAGGAUGUGUACAUGGUGUUCCAGAAGGCAAUGUCCAUAAACAGCCAGGACACCAUACCUUACAAAGAGGCCGUGGCGUUGCUGGAUCAAGCCAAGCAGGUUUUCCUGUCCCUCAAGAAGAACCGGAUGUACUCCGAGUCGGACCUCCUGGCCUGGCGUCACAAGCAACUCGACGCCGGGCCCAGCAAGGCAGCGAGAGAUCAACAAGGCGGCGAUGCUGCUGUUACACCUGCACAGCAGCGGCCCAGCAUCACGCCGCUGAGGAAGAAGGCCGGCGAGAAGAAACACCAGAUCGGCAAGGGAGGAAUCAGAAGCACGCCAUCGCCGGUAAAGAGAGCAAGAAAAGGGUUCGCAGCAGCGACAACGGAACCUGGUGGCGCCAGGGAGCUCAAAAGGAGGCUCACUUACAACGAUGUCGCUGGUCGGGCAACGCCGGUGACGCUGCCGCCGCCUGCCUUCCGAGAUGGGCAAGCUACCGUCGUUUAUCAACAUGCGCAGGUGCAGGGAGGGCACACGUACCAGGAAAGCCUCCGGCGCUACGUGCGGGACGCAGGGCUCAAGGCAAGGCUGGCCACCGAGUUUAAGAUCCUCGAAUGUGACACUCGGGGCAGGCACAACCCCUCGCCGGCCUCCUACUGGAACGGUUUCGCCCCCAACGCCGGCACCUACUACCCCUCAAGUGCCGCCGCCGCCGCCUCCACCGCGCUCCGCACAAUGUCACCGGCGUCCGGUGGCGAGCGGCCUUUUCCGGAUUGCAAGCUGGAGACGGACGACCUGCUCAGCCUCGUCAUGCUCAUGGGCACGCCCGCCUUCUUGGAGAGAGCUAAGCACAUGUUUGGUUACACGGCCGCUGAGGACAGCUCCAAGGUGACCAGAGCGGCCGGCGACGCAAAGGUCGCCGUCACAGAAGCGCCACAGACGAGUGAGCCAGGCGAUCCGGCGGCAGCCACUUUCGGACCGUUCGCUCCGCCCAAGUUGCCCCUUAGCCGGCUGGGCUUCAGCCAGUUCGCCGGCUCUUCGGCCCAGCCGUUCAUGGUGAAGUCGAAUUCUGCCGGGGAGAAGAGACGAGAAUGA
Molecule: messenger RNA, 1575 nt
Organism: Triticum turgidum subsp. durum (durum wheat)
Lineage: Eukaryota; Viridiplantae; Streptophyta; Magnoliopsida; Poales; Poaceae
Source: the annotation of a GenBank genome assembly